Papaver somniferum (opium poppy) is the source of this 585-nucleotide messenger RNA. RefSeq lists its product as uncharacterized. NCBI's taxonomy places the organism in Eukaryota, Viridiplantae, Streptophyta, Magnoliopsida, Ranunculales, Papaveraceae. Gene Ontology annotation, biological process: DNA repair; telomere maintenance. The transcript is spliced from 5 exons. Gene Ontology annotation, molecular function: DNA helicase activity. The record is from RefSeq and is a predicted model, not a curated record. The coding region runs from base 1 to 585 and encodes 194 amino acids.
AUGGUUGCUGGUGAUGGCCCCAACGAGAUUCUUCAAUAUCUGAAUGCAAGGUAUAUCGGAGCACCUGAGGCAGCUUGGCGAUUACUUGGAAAUUGUUUACACAAAGAGAAUCCCAAAGUACAGUGGUUAGUGGUACAUCUUCCAGGCAAGCAGCGAGUUAUUUACGAUCCAGAUGAUUCCGUCGAAGUAAUUCAGGAUAAGGCAGAAAAUGUAGUAACAACUUUGAUGGGGUAUUUUGACUACAACAGGUUAAAUCCAGAAGCAAGGGCAUAUACCUACCAUGACUUCCCGCAGAAGUUUGUAUGGUCAGAUAAGAAGUGGCCUCCUCUAAAGAAACACUUUUCCAAUUGGGAGAAUUUUGAGAUUCAAGAUUCAGUGGUGGAUUCAAAAGUGGAUAAGUUCAAUACUACACGAAAGCAUUUGAGUGUUAGGAUGGGGAAGACUUUUCUGUACCGCACAUUGGUAGCAACACGUAGAAGCAAUGGUGACGUUGUUUUAACGGUCUCUUCUUGCGGCGUAACUGCAUUGCUUCAAACUGGUGGAAGGGCAUCACAUUCAGCCUUCAAGAUACCACUCGAGCCAUAA